AUGCUUCCCGAGAAGUUCCAGCACAUUCUCCGUGUAAUGAACACCAACAUUGAUGGCCAAAGAAAAAUCGCCUACGCUCUUACCGCGAUUAAGGGUGUCGGUCGUCGUUAUGCCACAGUUGUAUGCAAAAAGGCCGACGUCGAUGUCCGCAAGCGAGCUGGUGAACUGACCGAGGAUGAAAUUGAAAAGAUCGUAACUGUGAUGGCCAAUCCUCGCCAGUAUAAGAUUCCUGAUUGGUUCCUCAACAGGCAAAAGGAUAUCGAGGAUGGCAAGCACACACAGCUCCUCGCUCAGGGUUUGGACAGUAAGCUUCGUGAGGAUUUGGAGCGCUUAAAGAAGAUCCGUGCUCAUCGCGGUUUGCGACACUACUGGGGUCUCCGUGUGCGUGGUCAGCACACCAAGACUACCGGUCGUCGCGGUCGCACCGUCGGUGUAUCUAAGAAGAAAUAA
Molecule: messenger RNA, 450 nt
Organism: Echinococcus granulosus
Lineage: Eukaryota; Metazoa; Platyhelminthes; Cestoda; Cyclophyllidea; Taeniidae
Product: 40S ribosomal protein S18
Exons: 2
Coding region: 1-450 (149 amino acids)
Biological process (GO): translation
Cellular component (GO): cytosol; small ribosomal subunit; ribosome
Molecular function (GO): RNA binding; structural constituent of ribosome
Source: RefSeq, a predicted model, not a curated record